GUGAUAGUCAAAAUCACUUAAGGUUGAAUCAAUUCAUUUAUCACAUACGAAAUUUCACCGGCAUGGUCAAUUGACAGUCACCAUGUCUUCCUCACCAAAAAUCGCCAUCAUCUUCUAUUCCAUGUACGGUCACAUCUUGAAGCUGGCCGAAGCUGAAAAAGCCGGGAUAGAAGCAGCUGGUGGUAAAGCCGAUAUCUACCAAAUCGAGGAAACCUUACCAGAGGACGUUCUCGCCAAAAUGCACGCUCCUCCCAAAUCAUCCUACCCCAUUGCAACAGUCAACACCCUGUUGGACUACAACGCAGUCCUCUUCGGAAUUCCAACUCGCUAUGGAAACUUCCCCGCUCAAUGGAAAGCAUUCUGGGACCGGACCGGAGGAAUCUGGGCCUCUGGGGGCUAUUGGGGUAAAUAUGCUGGCCUGUUCGUCUCUACGGGAACCUUGGGUGGUGGGCAGGAGUCUACCUGUAUUGCUGCUAUGAGCACGCUGGCGCACCACGGCUUUAUCUACGUUCCGUUGGGAUACAAGACUGUCUUUCCGAUGUUGUCGAACUUAGACGAAGUCCACGGUGGAAGUGCAUGGGGUGCUGGAACAUUUGCCGCUACCGAUGGCUCGCGUCAACCCAGCGCACUAGAACUGCAAAUUGCCACAAGUCAGGGCAAGGCGUUCUGCGAGACCGUCUCCAAGGUCGUUGUUGGUAGUAAUGUUACUGGUAGUGCAUGACUACAUGAUAGUCAGGAGCCCGGUCAACCCACGGUGAAUACAAGCCAACAACCAAACAGAUCGGUAACAAGGCAACAAGAGCUUGCGAUGGAAGAACUGAGUACGGAAAGGGAACCACGAGGGCUAUGUAGUUUAUUGAAGUGUAAUAUUACAUAAUUAAGAACUCUAUGGUGCUCAAUGCCGAGUGACCUUGGGAUGCAAUGAUUUAAUAUAGGGAGCAGUUUUCACUUAGGUAUAAAAAUACCUGGCUGGGAUUUUAACGUUACGAUGAACGACCCGAACCUUGAAUAUUGCGGAACGGACUGAAUGCCCUAUAACUUCUGCUGCGGCAGUGAUAUUCAGAAGAAAUUUUAUCGUUUAUCGCCAAUCUGCGCUAUAGUGUAAUCCGACCCUCUAGCGCUUCUCUAUCUUUAACCGAAAUCGAAAACCUAAAAUCUAGCAUUGACAUGAUAUAUCAACAUGUCCAAUCAUACGUCGUUCGAGUUCCGUUGACCGAGGUCGUCGUAAUCGUCUUCCGGAACGGACUCCAUAAGGUCUUUGGUACGAGGACCGAUAUAUU
Molecule: messenger RNA, 1280 nt
Organism: Talaromyces stipitatus ATCC 10500
Lineage: Eukaryota; Fungi; Ascomycota; Eurotiomycetes; Eurotiales; Trichocomaceae
Product: NADH-quinone oxidoreductase Pst2, putative
Exons: 4
Coding region: 83-721 (212 amino acids)
Molecular function (GO): FMN binding; NAD(P)H dehydrogenase (quinone) activity
Source: RefSeq, a predicted model, not a curated record